This is a messenger RNA of Limulus polyphemus (Atlantic horseshoe crab), 2390 nucleotides long. RefSeq names its product sushi, von Willebrand factor type A, EGF and pentraxin domain-containing protein 1-like. The transcript is spliced from 11 exons. The record is from RefSeq and is a predicted model, not a curated record. Lineage: Eukaryota; Metazoa; Arthropoda; Merostomata; Xiphosura; Limulidae. The annotation marks the transcript as partial.
AAAUUCAAGAGGGCCCUCUGCUUUGCUCAAGACCGAACGACCCCAUUAACGGAAAAACCGUCUGUGAGAAACUGAGACAUGAUGGAAAGUACCCAACUGGCGCUACCUGUCGGUACUUUUGUAACCCUGGAUAUGAAUUAUCGGGGUCAGUAUCAAAUACACCCGUUAUGGUGUGUCGAGGGCCCGAGUGGAAAGUGUACAAAGGUGUCAGUUGUGCUUCAAACCAUUGCUCUGAACCCACGAUCCCCAACAAUGGCCACCUGGAAUGUCCAACAUAUUCGACGGGCUCUCCUCAAAGUGGCAUUUCUGCUAACAAUAAGUUAACGUAUGCCAGAGGGAUUAUAUGUCACUAUCGCUGCUAUCGUGGGUAUACCAUUCCUUCAAUCCAGAGAAAUAAAACAGUUAUCCAAUGUAUAGGGCCUUACUGGAACAGCACUGUUUAUCCUCAAUGUAAAGCUACUCCCAAACCUAUAAAUUGUACUGACCAAGCCCUAGUGGCAGAAGGUGGAGUUACUGAAGUGAAAACACCCAGGUUUGUUGCUGGAGAUGGGACAGAUUUAGAUGUGGAGUGUGUGAUCCAGGGGGAGUUGGAGCCUGGGGAGUACAACAACACAUGUAAAGCUACUGAUCCUGACUUGGGAACUACUGUAGAAUGUACAUACAAGAUAAGAGUGAAAGGGAUGGCCUGCACAUCUCCACCACAGAUAGAUCAUGGAUCAUUUAACUGUAUUCCUGGAAAGUUUGGAGAACUAACACCUGGAAGUAUUUGUAACUAUCACUGUGAUGAAGGAUAUGUUACUCCUCUCAGCCAAUCUGAGUUAAUCACAUGGAUAUGCCUCUCUAAUGUACAGUGGAACAUAACAGAUAAACCCACCUGUUUAAGAAUUGUUCCACCAAAGCCAGUAAAUUGUACUGAUCAAAUCCUGGUGGCAGAAAAUGGAUUUGCUGAAGUGAACAAACCCAGGUUUAUAGCUGCAAAUGGGAAAGAGUUGGAUGUGGAGUGUACUUUAAUGAAACCAUUGAAGCUUGGAAACCAUAGUAACAUAUGUGAAAGUACUGAUUCCGAGUUGCAAGCGAGUGCAAGAUGUACUUACGGAAUUCAGGUUAUAGCACCAAAAUGUGAACAACUUCCAUCUGUAGAAUAUGGAUUUCCAAGCUGUGUUCCUGGAACUUUUGGUGAGUUUACGCCUGGAGCUGUUUGUACCUACAAGUGUGAGAAUGGAUUUGUCAUUCCAGCCAGUCAGUCAGAUAUUGUGGCAAGAAUAUGUCUUUCUAGUUCAAGAUGGAAUGUCACAAAAUUUCCAGAGUGCUGGAAGUUGGACCCACCAAAGCCUGUAAACUGUAUCAACCAAACAGUGGUGGCAAAGAAUGGCGUAGUUAAGGUAACAAAACCCAGGUUUGUAGCAGGUGAUGGCAGAGAGUUAGAUGUGAUCUGCAGCCUGGAAGGACUACUGGAGCCAGGGGAACAUUGGAAUUUUUGUCAUGCUUUUGACCCAGAAUUAAUGACUGGUGAUAUUUGUAUUUACAAUAUAAGUGUUAAAGUCCCUACAUGUGACCCUCCACCACAACCUGAAUAUGGAUAUGUAGAGUGCAAUAUUACAGAAUCUGACGAGUAUCCCAUAGGAACUACCUGUUAUUACAGUUGUCUGUCAGACUAUGUCAUACCUAAAAGCCAAUCAAACCUCCGUACAAGAGUCUGUCUUGAUCUACUGCAGUGGAAUAUUACAAGUCUCCCAGAAUGUAAAAAAAAAAUUGUGCCGUAUCCAAAGAAAGGUACAUGCAACGAUGAGAUAUUUGAGACAAAUGACCCAAGUUCAAUAACAUUAGAUCCUCCAACCUUCGUAAGAGCUCAGGGAGAUGCUGCUGUGGUGAACUGUUCCUUGACUAUUAUCAAUAGUUAUGGCAUCCACGAGAAUUUCUGUCGAGCUACAGAUCCGGAGCUACAAACUUCUACUUCCUGUACAUAUAAAAUAGAGGUCAAGGAUCUUGAGCAAAGUGACAGUGCAAUACGACUUGGAUGUGAUCCUUUGAGUGCACCAGCUAAUGGUUACAUCCAGUGUCGAGCCGUUCAGAACACAUUCUGGUGUAAUAUCAAGUGUAAAAGUGGAUUCUCCAUGCCAUCAAACUUUCACUUACUUCAAGAAGGGUAUGUGAAAUGUGAUCCUCUGCAUGGCCUGUGGAAUUUUCAGAGGAUUUACAGGAUUCAAAGGUUACCGGAUUGUUUAGCUGAAUCACCACGCACAAUGAUAGAGGGCUCCAUCAAGUUCAAGACUGAUGUUAGAGACUGCUCAGACUACGACAAUGUGAGUUUUCUUACGGACGUUAUCAAAAAAGGGCUAUUAGGUAGAAACCAGGAGAUAUGUGGACAAAUCGACUGUAACGAGUUGUAG